Messenger RNA from Echinostoma caproni, 309 nucleotides. Lineage: Eukaryota; Metazoa; Platyhelminthes; Trematoda; Plagiorchiida; Echinostomatidae. The record is from the annotation of a GenBank genome assembly.
AUGGGGGCGAAGCGGGGCGUCUUCGUUGUGUUCGAAGGCACCGAUAAGGGAGGCAAAAAGACUCAGUCUAAGCUCCUCGCCGAUGCGUUGACACAAAUUAGCGGCAAGGAGACGUUAUACAUCCACUUCCCAGAUAAAUCCACACCCACUGGUCAGAUUAUUUCACGAUAUCACGCCGGUGAAAUUGAUCUUGCCCCGCGUGCAGCUCAUCUGUUGUACACUGCUAAUAGGUGCGUUUCCUAUUUGAAGUUUGUAGCAUCAUCAUCGAAUUUAUGUGAUUCAACGGAUAUGUCUAAGGAUAGCCGUUGA